Molecule: messenger RNA, 1848 nt
Organism: Lodderomyces beijingensis
Lineage: Eukaryota; Fungi; Ascomycota; Pichiomycetes; Serinales; Debaryomycetaceae
Source: the annotation of a GenBank genome assembly
AUGUCGAAAGUAGAAGCCAAGAGUGAUUGCAGCGGUGGCGUGGUUGAAGAAGACGGCGGGGCCCAGUUUCAGUCCUACUUGAACAACGACGGCAUUGACCAGUUGACUCCGCAAGAGAGAAAACACCGCGUUUCCUCGUUGUCCUUGAGUGAUUUGAACCAGUGGCAAAACGGGCUCACCAAGUUGAGCUCGUCGGCGUCGUUGAGCAAAAACGGCGGCGGCAGCAGCAAUAGCAACUUGUCCUCGGCCAAUUUGAAAAAAGUGGACUCCUUGGCCAAGUUGUCAAGAAACUCGUCGAUCAUCAAGAGGAAGAAGAAACUGGUGAUUGACCACGAAAGAGUUGCUUCCUAUGCCUUUUGCUUUGAUAUCGACGGUGUCAUUUUGAGGGGGCCAAACACUAUUCCUCAAGCAGUUGAAGCCAUCCGGAUGUUGAAUGGCGCCAACAAGUACAAUAUCAAAGUUCCCUCGAUUUACGUCACCAACGGUGGCGGUAAACCCGAACAGCAGCGUGCCGACGACUUGAGUAAGCGCUUAAAUACUCACAUCACCAAGGAACAAAUUAUACAGGGCCACACCCCCAUGAGGGACUUGGUUGGCGUUUACAAGAAUGUCUUGGUUGUUGGUGGUGUCGGCAAUGUUUGCCGUAAUGUUGCAGAAUCGUAUGGUUUCAAGAAUGUUUACACUCCCUUGGAUAUCAUGAAGUGGAACUCGGCCGUUUCGCCCUAUCAUGACUUGACCGAGGAGGAACACACAUGCACUAGAGAAGUUGACUUUAGCAAGACUCCAAUUGACGCGAUUAUGGUGUUUGCCGACUCGAGAAACUGGGCUGCCGACCAGCAAAUAAUUUUGGAGUUGCUCUUGUCCAAGAAUGGCGUGAUGGGUACCCAAUCAAAGACAUUUGAUGAAGGACCUCAAAUCUAUUUUGCCCACUCGGAUUUCAUUUGGGCGACAAACUAUAAAUUGUCGCGUUACGGAAUGGGCGCGUUGCAAGUUUCCAUUGCCGCUUUGUACAGAGAACACACGGGUAAAGAGUUGAAGGUUAAUCGAUUUGGUAAGCCUCAACAUGGAACCUUUAAAUUUGCCAACAAGGUGUUGAGCCAUUGGAGACAAGGCGUCUUGGAUGACCAUUUGAAGAAAUUGAGCAUUAAUGACCCCGAUGCCAAGAAUGCCGAUAUCUUGAUCAAUGAAGAUGGAGAAGAAAUCAUCAAUCAGGAGAAAUUGGAGUCUUAUUCCUUUUCCGAUAGCGAAGACGAAGACGAAGACGACGAGAAGGACGAAGAAGAGUUGGAAAAGGAAAUCACCGUGGGCAAACAAAAGGCCAAGGCUGAUCUCGAGAAGCACAUUGGUAAAGUUGCCGAAGUCGGUACCCCCGAUAAAAUCACCUUGCAAUUGCCACCCGCCUCUACCGUUUACUUUGUUGGCGACACCCCCGAGUCCGACAUCAGAUUUGCCAACUCGCACGAUGCCUCUUGGUACUCGAUCUUGGUGAAGACGGGCGUUUACCAAGAGGGCACCGAGCCCAAAUACAAGCCCAAGUACUUGUGCAACGAUGUGUUGGAAGCCGUCAAGCAUGCAAUCGAAAGAGAACACCAGUUUGAGUUGGCGGAGUGGAAUGAAACUGCUACCGAGGAAGACGAGUCGAGCUCCAAUGAUCGUGGAUCUAGAUUGAACUUUGCUGAUUUGGUCAUGACUCCUAGCGACAAGAAGAAGACUGAGGACGAGAACAAGAAUUUGGACAAAAAAGAGGAAACCACAGCACCUUCGAAGAGCAUUGAAGAGUCUGAAGAGCUUGAGAUCCCCGACGUGUUGGCUGCUCAAAUUAACAAGGUUAAAGAUGUUGGUAAAUAG